GCGCGCGCGCUGUGCCGCUUCCUAUUGGCUGCGCUGGAGGAGGAGCGGCCGCGCUUAGCCACGCCCCCGGAGCGGUGGGGGCUCCGCGCGGCCGCGAUGGAGCUGGAGCAGCUGCGGAAGAGCUACCGGGGGGACAGCGAGGCGUUCGAGGAGUGUCACCUGGUGUCCCCGGAGCCCCUGGAGCAGUUCCGGGCCUGGCUGCAGGAGGCGCUGCAGUGCCCGGACAUCGCCGAGCCCAACGCCAUGUGCCUGGCCACGUGCUCCAGGGACGGGCGGCCCUCGGCGCGCAUGGUGCUGCUCAAGGGGCUGGGGCCGGACGGGCUGCGCUUCUUCAGCAACUACGAGAGCAGGAAGGGCCGCGAGCUGGACUCCAAUCCCUUCGCCUCCCUCGUCUUCUACUGGGAGCCGCUCUGCCGGCAGGUGCGGAUCGAGGGCUCCGUGCGCCGCCUGCCCGCCGAGGAAUCCGAGCGCUACUUCCAGUCCCGGCCCAGGAGCAGCCAGAUCGGGGCCCUGGUGAGCAGGCAGAGCUCCGUCAUCCCCGACCGCGAGUUCCUGCGCAGGAAGAACGCGGAGCUGGAGGAGCUGUACCGGGACAGGGCCGUGCCCAGGCCGGACUACUGGGGCGCGUACCUGCUGGAGCCGGAGGUGGUGGAGUUCUGGCAGGGCCAAUCGAACCGGCUGCACGACCGGAUCGUGUUCCGCCGGCUGCGGGACCGCGCGGCGCCGCUCGGGGCCAUGACCCACCGCGGCCACGGCGACUGGGUCUACGAGCGCCUGUCGCCCUGAGCCCGCCCGCGCUGUCCCCGGGGAAUGUCCCCAAGUGUCGCAGCCGCCCCGCGCUGUCCCUCGCUGUGCGCUGGGGAACGGCUCCGGAGCUGCCCUCGCCCCCUGGGUCCCCAAAUCCGCCUGCAGCCGCUCCCGGUGGUUAAUUAAUGGUGUUAAUGAUCGUGCAGGGUCCGGUGUGACCCCGGUGACCCCCCUGUCGCUGUCGCUGUCCCUGUCCCGCCACUGCCAGCUCUCUCUCCAUGCUUUAGCUGGGAUCGUGGAAUGUGCUCAAUUCCCUGCUCAUUACUGCUGGUGUUUAAUUAAUUUAAAUCGUGCCGUGAGACCCCAACCCUCAGCCCGUCCCCUCCUCCAGCAGCUGGAAAGGAAUAAACCAGGAUUUAUGUGGA
Molecule: messenger RNA, 1172 nt
Organism: Pyrgilauda ruficollis (rufous-necked snowfinch)
Lineage: Eukaryota; Metazoa; Chordata; Aves; Passeriformes; Passeridae
Gene: PNPO
Product: pyridoxamine 5'-phosphate oxidase
Exons: 7
Coding region: 97-786 (229 amino acids)
Biological process (GO): pyridoxal 5'-phosphate biosynthetic process; pyridoxine biosynthetic process
Molecular function (GO): pyridoxamine phosphate oxidase activity; FMN binding
Source: RefSeq, a predicted model, not a curated record